AGCUGUUUUGGGGUGAGGCGGUGCGUUCAGGGACGCACAACUUUCCAUGUGUUUGCGCAGUUUCCCAGCGUUUCACAUCAACUGGAUAAGCUGACAUACGGGGGCUCGGAGCCGUGCGGUACCUGCUGAGGAGUGUGGAGAUCUACGAAAAGCUGCAGCGCAGGCCGCUGCAACGGCGCAGUUUCCACACCGUCGCCGUCUCAUGUGUGGUUUCGUCGCUGAUGCAGGGAGAAAGUUGUGGACAUGUUUUCCUGAAGUGCACGGUUUUUACCGAUUCACCGUGCACCAUUAGAACCACAGUGUUAAUGAGCGCCUCCAGUUUGGCCGGAGGGUGGAUUAUGUUUACGUGGGAUCGUACUGUCGCCUGUUCGCCAUAUUGCGCUCUGUGAAACUCGAGGGAAAGUUGUCAAGAGUUAUGACAUUUGCUGCGCACAGUCCCUUCAUGGAGCUGCAUGCAGUCGACUUUGAUCGGAACCAAAGUGACUCCAUGGAGCUGGCCAUGGACAGAUCUGUGCACCAUUAAUCAGGUCUGGCUCCUGACAGAAGAGGAAGAGAAAGAAUGGACAGAAAAGCGCAGAUUUGAUUCUGGAAGGAGGUUUGAAUGUUCCCCACCCCUGCACUUUCCUCUGGGAUUUAUAUUUCCUCCCAAAUACCUCUGUAUACACAAUUAAAGAAUUCCUCAGCCACUUGCACACUACAGAGCAAUAACUGAGUAGUUUACAUGCUCUUAGAUCAAGAUCGAGAGCCCUGACUCCCAACGUUUUUGUACUUUUAAAACAUUACUAUGAGUCUUCCUCCUCAAGUGAAUACUGACAAGAGCGGCAAGCAUCGCGGUGCAGCCAUGAAAGAGCCUGUGCAGCACUCAGGGGAGGUUUAUUAUGGUAUGGGACCUCCGGCUUUAGAGUCGAGUAACUCUGCCAGCAGCUCUGGAGUUUAUAACCCGGAGAAAGGGCCCCAGAGUGUGCCGCACUAUCAACAGGCUGCCCCCGUAAAGUGGAUGCACCAGGACGCCGUGCAGGCCCCCGGCUGGUCCCAGGAAGCUCCCGUGUCAAACUGGGGGCAGAACUUUGACCCGUACAUGAGUGGCGUGAACGUCAGGAGUCAGAUGGCGUUCCACAAAGGGGUCCACGAGGCUGUCGCCCUGCCGAUGGGGGGAGAAAAUCAACUUCCAGGGCCGGUGGAGGCCUACAGGGAAGCGGCCCCGGCUCCAGCUCAGGGGAGGGGGCUGGAGUGGGAGCAGCACACUGCAGCUGUAAUGCACCAGGCUCAGCUGCAAGCCUACCAGCAAGCUCAUAAAGGUGUGGAGCUGCCAGGCCAGUCCCAUGUGGCCCCCCAUGCUCUGCAGGGGUCCAUGCUGCAGCCUUUCCAGGCAACUUUCAGGCCCAGCAAGCAACAGUUUCCAUCUGGUCAUUACGCCGUUUUCCCCGGCAAUAAGGCGGUGCCGGGCUUGGCGUACAGCGAGCAGCCUCAGAAGCAGCGUAUGCUUCAACAGAUGCGGCAGCAACAGCAGCAGCAGCAGCAACAGAUGUUUCAACAGCAUCAGCUCCAGUUGCAACAGCAGCAGCAAAUCCAGCAGCAGCAGCAUCACCAAUUCCAACAGCAUCAAAUACAACUGCAACAACAGAAGCAAAUGCAACAACAGUAUCACCAGCAGCAGCUGCAGGAGCGGCAGCAGCACAUUCAGCACAUUCAGCAGCAGCAGCAGCAGCAGCAAAUGCAUCUAAAUGCACCACAACAAGACACAGCUCAGCUUCAGGUGCAACCAAAACAGCAACAAAACCAAAACCUUGUGACUUUCCAGCCACCAGAGCCUCGACCUCUUGAUGCUGCAGCGAAAAAGGAAGCUGUCAAAGCAGCUGAGCAGCAGGAACCAGAAGCUAAAGCCAGUGAUGUGACAGCUGAACCCGAUCCAGGCCCUGAAAAGGUUCCAACGAAUCCCGCAGAGCCCUCAAAUGCAUCUCUGGCUGCACCGCGGCGCUCACGUCGCCUCUCCAGAGAUGGACAGUCCCCACUGGGUCCUCCUUCCACAAAUGUCUGGUCUCAAGCGUCCAAAGAGCCUCAACAGCCCCAAAACGGAGUAAGAGCAGGAGAGAGCCAAGUGACGACAGGAGGAGUCAUCCAGAUCACCAGCAGGAGGAGGAGGGCGUCCAAGGAGAUCAACCUGGAGACUCUGGCCCAGAAGGCGUCGGAAAUGGAGCCUGCGAACACGGCAAAGGUGCCUCAGCAGGAGGACGGUUCUCCUGGCAGACAGGCCUCUAUAGUCCCUCUGGUUAUCCCCGUGUCCGUGCCGGUGCACAGGAGUCACACGGAUCCUCAGGGCGGCCCGGCUCAGGGGAGACUUGUUAAGGGUGAGCGGUCUGCUGGACAGUCUGAAAGGAAACCGUCUGUCAUCGUGGCUCGGCGGAGAUCACGCAGAAACUCCAUGAACGACAGAGAGAGUUUUGGUCAGGACGGGGACGAUCAAAGUCAAGACGAGGAUGGGAAACCCAAACUGAAGCGAAGACCUCGCCCGGAGCCUCUCAUCAUCCCUCCGCACAAACCCUCCACCUUCAUCCCUCCAUCCCUCUACUCCACCAUCACUUCCUACCAGAGCAACCUGCGCUCUCCGGUUCGCCUGCCGGACAACCCCCUCACACUGCCCCCUUACACGCCUCCGCCCAUCCUGUCUCCUGUACGAGAAGGUUCAGGACUCUACUUCUCCACCUUUCUGACCAACAUUGCGAGCAACCAGAUCCUGCCCCCGCCACCUACACCGAAGCCUGCCUCACGCAGUCUGCUGCGCACUGCAAGUUCAGAUAUCACACCUCCUGUUCUGCCGUUGAUCACUGAUGCUACACCCGUUUGCCUGGAACCACGUAUCAACAUCGGGCUACGGUACCAGGCAGAAAUCCCUGAGUUGAAAGAUCAACUGUCCUCCCAGUUAGACCAGCACAAGGCCGACCUGGUCUGGCUCCCUGUGGAACCAGAGUCAAACCUCAAACCUGGUGAUCCAGAGAGGGUUUUAGAUUUGAUGAACAUGGCUUGCUCCAGUGUGCUCAGAGGCGGAGGAACCAAUCAGGAACUGGUUUUGCACUGUUUACAUGAAUGUGGAGGUGAUUUCUUGGAAACGCUUGGACGUUUGAUGCUGCAGGCCCCAGUUUUCUCCACAGGCCAUCACCUGGCAGGUUAUCACUACUCAGGCUCUGACUGCUGGACCGCAGAGGAGAAGCGCUACUUCAAUAAGGGGAUCUCUGCGUACAGGAAGGACUUCCUCAUGGUGCAGAAACUGGUGCAAACAAAGACUGUGGCUCAGUGUGUAGAAUUCUACUACACGUACAAAAAACAGGUGAAGAUCGGACGUAACGGGAUUCUCACCUUCGGCCCCCCAGAUUCCCCUGGGGAGAAGCACAACGAGGCCGUGGUGGACAUUAAGAGUUCACAGCAGUCCAAACUUAAUCAAGGGGAGGGAGAUGGAGACGACAAGAAGACGGUUUCCUAUGACCUCGAGAGCAGUCAUCAAGCCAGGGUUGCACAGUCACUACAAGCUCACGACUAUGCAGGAUCGAUGGUGAUGAUCAAAGAGCAGGACACUGUAAACAAAGACCUUCACCAUCCAGCAGCGUCUCACAGGCCUCGAGCUGAGCCUGCAGCCAAGAAGCCAAAAGCACCGGCAAAACCACCUCCAGAUCCUGACGCUGUAUUUCCAUGCAAGAAAUGUGGAAGGGUGUUUUACAAGGUAAAGAGUCGAAGUGCUCACAUGAAGAGUCACGCCGAGCAAGAGAAGAAGGCUGCAGCGCUGCGUUUGAAGGAGAAGGAGGAGCAGGCGGCGGCCGAAUCACGAGCCAGGAAGGCGGCGGCGGCGGCGGCGGCGGCGAUGGCGGCACAUCAUCAGAGAGGAAACGGAGUGACGGAGCAGGCCGAGGUCAGCAGCCACGAGGACUCCCCUGAGGGAGAGGAUGAUGAUGAUGAUGAAGACUGGCACUGAGAGACAAAUGCCAAUUAGAAGAUGGACUGAUGGCGAAACGGAUGAUAGAGACAGAGAUGGAAUAAAAAAAAAUGUUCUGCCCCAGAGAGAGCAGAAUCAAGAACCGAAAAAAAAAAGUCUUCCUGUUAACCUUCACACUCCUUCACCUUUGUGUCUUUUAAUAUUCAAAGGAAGUUUAUUUUUUUGUAAAUGCACUUAAACUCUUUGCUUCUGCUUUUGCCAAUAUGCCUUUUAUACCCUUUAUUUAAUUGAAUAUGCAUCCAAAUAUUGUACGUUUUCAUCGCGUGGCCUUCAUAGUUAUGUGAUAUUUCACAAGAGAAUCAGGAAAUCAAUAAAAACAUACGAUCAAAGCAAUACUUCAACUGCGGCCCUUUUAAAGAAGUCUAGUUUAAGAGCUAUUAUUUCAACUCUUUCUCUUUGGAAAACACUGUGCCGGACUGUGCAGGCUUCCAUCAGAUUUAUAGGUUGGUUAUUCACUUGUUUUUUACACCUAAGGGACCUUUUUGAAUGGAAUUUGUACAAAAAAAAAGUAUAUAUGAGAUUGCCAUAUAUUUAUGAUACUGCAUUUUGCAAUGAUUUAGGUAAUAUAAAGAACUAAUCAUGUCAGCUGCAAUAUGUGAAUUGAAAAGUUUAUUAAAAUCCCUACUGUUCAGAGAA
This is a messenger RNA of Labrus mixtus (cuckoo wrasse), 4621 nucleotides long. It is a transcript of the gene mideasa, whose product is annotated as mitotic deacetylase associated SANT domain protein a. The record is from RefSeq and is a predicted model, not a curated record. Bases 785 to 3964 code for a protein of 1059 amino acids. Gene Ontology annotation, molecular function: transcription corepressor activity. Gene Ontology annotation, cellular component: transcription regulator complex; histone deacetylase complex. NCBI's taxonomy places the organism in Eukaryota, Metazoa, Chordata, Actinopteri, Labriformes, Labridae. Gene Ontology annotation, biological process: regulation of transcription by RNA polymerase II; negative regulation of DNA-templated transcription. The transcript has 13 exons.